Molecule: messenger RNA, 2209 nt
Organism: Arachis ipaensis
Lineage: Eukaryota; Viridiplantae; Streptophyta; Magnoliopsida; Fabales; Fabaceae
Product: bZIP transcription factor 29
Biological process (GO): regulation of DNA-templated transcription
Cellular component (GO): nucleus
Molecular function (GO): DNA-binding transcription factor activity
Source: RefSeq, a predicted model, not a curated record
GUCUCUCUCACCCGUUCUCAACAACAUUACGCGGACUUGAUUUUUCCCUUUUGUCGAAAAUGGGUGACAAUGAAGACUCCAACAACAAUAUUGACAUGAUGCAAAGGCUUCAAUCCUCAUUCGGAACGACGUCGUCUUCGUCUUCUUCGUUCCUCAAACAGACUCUUACCAUGGAGCAGCUCACAAUACCCCAAUUCCAACAAAUGCGUGCUAAUAACAAUAAUCAGCAACAACAUUUCUACGGUGGAGAUGGAAUGAAGCGUGCGGGUAUACCACCGUCUCACCCGCACCAGAUCCCGCCCAUUUCCCCAUACUCUCAGAUCCCGCGCUCCACACUCACUCACCACCAAAUGGGUUCACCUACACCCACCCACACCCGAUCCCUAUCCCAACCAUCGUUCUUCUCACUCGACUCUCUCCCACCGCUAAGCCCCUCUCCCUUCCGCGGCGCUGACUCCUCAACUUCAAUCUCCGACCAAGCCUCCGCUGACGUCUCCAUGGAAGAUCGUGACGUCAGCAGCCACCAACAGCAACAGCAACAACACUCUCUCCUCCCUCCGUCUUCGCCUUUCUCAUCUGCCCGGGGCACCGGCAACCCUCUGCCCCCUCCUCGGAAAACGCACCGUCGCUCCAACAGCGAUAUACCGUUUGGAUUCUCCACCAUUUUGCAGUCGUCGCCGCCGCUGAUUCCGUUGAAGAAGCCUGCGCAGCUUGUUAAGAAGGAAUCUGGUUCCUGGAGUAGCGCUGAUCCCAAUGCGGAGGGAUCAGGGGAGAAGAAGCUCUCCCCUGAAGGUGAAGUAGUUGAUGAUCUUUUCUCUGCUUACAUGAACUUGGAUAGCAUCAAUGACGCGUUUAACAAUAAUUCAUCUGAUGAGAAGAACGGUAACGAGAUUAUUAUAAAUAAUAACAAUAGUAAUCGUGAUGAUUUGGAUAGUAGAGCUAGUGGAACCAAGACUAGUAACAACAAUGGUGGUGGGGAUAGUAGUGAUAAUGAAGCUGAGAGUAGCGGCAACUCAAUGAUGAGUCAGAGUUGUGGGGAGAAGAGGGAUGGCGUUAAGAAGAGGAGUGCUGCUGGUGAGGUUGUUGGCGGCGUCGCUCCCACGAGCCGCCACUAUAGGAGUGUGUCUAUGGAUAGUUUCAUUGGCAAGUUGAAUUUCAAUGAUGAGUCGCCAAGGUUGCCGCCAUCGCCUGGGUCUGCUCGGCCGCCUUCCUCAAAUGGAAUCGAUGGGAACACCGGUGCUUUCAGCUUGGAGUUUGGGAAUGGUGAGUUUAGUGGCCCUGAGUUGAAGAAGAUCAUGGCCAAUGAGAAGCUUGCUGAGAUUGCUAUGAUGGAUCCUAAGCGUGCAAAGAGGAUUCUGGCAAAUCGGCAGUCAGCUGCACGAUCCAAAGAAAGGAAGAUGCGAUACAUUUCUGAGCUGGAACAUAAGGUCCAGACCCUACAAACUGAGGCCACCACACUCUCUGCACAGCUUACUCUGUUGCAGAGGGAUUCUGUUGGACUCACUAACCAAAAUAGUGAGCUCAAAUUUCGCCUUCAAUCCAUGGAACAACAGGCAAAACUCCGAGAUGCUCUAAACGAGGCUCUCACUGCCGAGGUUCAACGACUAAAGCUCGCUACGGCUGAGCUGAACGGGGAGUCACACUCAUCCGGUUGCUUGAUUCCGCAACAUUCUGUCAACCCUCUGAUGUUUCAGCAGCAGCAGCAGGCUUCUACUGCAUCUCAACAAAACAUUCAUCUUCAACAACAACAGCGGCAGAAUGGUAAUACCAACUCACAAACCGAUCUAAAACACUAAUAACCUUCCGAAGGAUGAUGCUGUUACAUUGCACUUGGUUCCGAUUCUCCAGAAAAGUUUUUCUUAGUUGCAACUUGCAAAUUGCAAUCGUCUUAAGUUUUAUUCCCAUUGUCUGUCCAACUCGGACAGUAGUUUUUAGUUCAUAUAUAUACAGGUCCUAAUUCCUGUUUUAUAUUUAAAUUAUACCUUAUAUUUAAUAUUUAAUUUCAGUAUAUAUAUAUAAUAUAAUAUUGAAUUGUAGCAUUAUUUGGUCAUGAUUUGUUUUGAUGAUGAAGUCUAGGGGGGAAAAAUACUGUUCAAACUUCCUUUUGUAAAUAAUGACCAUUCUAUCAUGGUUCCGUGCAUUGAUUCUUUGCCCAAUUGCUUGUGUUUAGGGUGUUUUGGUUGACCAAAUGCAAGUGUUCAUUACUUUA